Corythoichthys intestinalis (scribbled pipefish) is the source of this 931-nucleotide messenger RNA. It is a transcript of the gene skp1, whose product is annotated as S-phase kinase-associated protein 1. The record is from RefSeq and is a predicted model, not a curated record. NCBI's taxonomy places the organism in Eukaryota, Metazoa, Chordata, Actinopteri, Syngnathiformes, Syngnathidae. Gene Ontology annotation, molecular function: cullin family protein binding. The coding region runs from base 217 to 708 and encodes 163 amino acids. Gene Ontology annotation, biological process: SCF-dependent proteasomal ubiquitin-dependent protein catabolic process. The transcript is spliced from 6 exons. Gene Ontology annotation, cellular component: cytoplasm; nucleus.
UCAAUCACGUAUAAAGGUUUGUUUGAUAUAUGAAAAAGUAAACAGCCACGACGUGCACCUGGUCCCUCCCCUAGUAGCUCGCUCAGUGUAACUGACAAAGCGAGCGCCAUAGCUGCACAUUUCGAUAAGGCUUAGCGAAUCCACUAUUUUCCUACAAAAACUGACAACACAGGACGCAAUUCCACCUUCGGGUUUGGAAUAAACACAUUGACGAAAAUGCCUACAAUUAAGUUGCAGAGCUCCGAUGGGGAAAUCUUUGAGGUGGACGUGGAAAUCGCCAAACAGUCUGUCACCAUCAAAACCAUGCUGGAAGAUUUGGGGAUGGACGAUGAAGGCGAUGACGACCCCGUGCCACUUCCCAACGUCAACGCCGCUAUUCUCAAGAAGGUGAUCCAGUGGUGCACCCACCACAAGGACGAUCCCCCUCCCCCCGAGGACGACGAGAACAAGGAAAAGAGGACGGACGACAUCCCCGUGUGGGAUCAGGAGUUCCUCAAAGUGGACCAAGGAACUCUUUUUGAACUCAUCCUGGCGGCCAAUUACUUGGACAUCAAGGGUCUGCUGGACGUGACGUGCAAGACGGUGGCCAACAUGAUAAAAGGUAAAACCCCCGAGGAGAUCCGCAAGACCUUCAACAUCAAGAACGACUUCACGGAGGAAGAAGAGGCCCAGGUGCGCAAGGAGAACCAGUGGUGCGAAGAGAAGUAGUUCAUCCGCACAAAACAAGUUACCACACACUCAAACGGAAUAGAAAUGUGUCUGCUUUACCGCUUGCACUGUUGUUCAUACUUUGUUAAUAUUGACUAUAUAAGCUUAGUUGCGCCCAAUCCAGUAGUCCGCACCCUCCUGUUUCUUCUCCAGUGCGUGUACGAAACGAGCAUGACAUCUUUAACGUGUGUCAUUAUUUAAUAAAUUCCCAUUUGAGUUAUCA